AUGAUUACGAAGAUGCAAUACUCAAUAGCUUUCACCGUUGCCGUUUUGGGAAGUUUGAUUACACUCGCUCGCUCUGCACCGACCGCAGCACUGGACGCUGCAACUCUUUUGCAAAACGGCCAGGAAGCCCAGAAACUCAAUAGCAUAUUUCAAAACCUGACGGCCACAGAUCCUUGCAGCGCUGGGGAAGUGGCCUGUGUUCAAAACUCCAUCUCGACCUGUGCCAAUGGCACUUGGGAUACGGCCCAGGGCCAAUGUGCAAAAACGCAAAGCUGCUUUGCCAUUCCAUCGGUCAGAGCAGGAGGAGUGUUGUUGACUUGCACAAGCGAGGCUAGCGCCGCGUCAGUCAUCGCCGCGACUGGAGCAACGGGUGGCAUUUUCGGAACGGACACGAAUGGGACAACCUGUAACAGCAACAGUGAUCCGAUUCCCAUCACUGGUGCAUCAUCUCUUCCUACCGGCGCUGGGUGUUCAGCUCCUACCUCAACCGCGUCCCGGUCCGGAACAGCGGUGACGCCGACUGUUACCGUUACACUCUUGCCCUCCGCCACCAUAACACUUGCGACUUUUACGACGACUCUCACCCCAGGAGAGGCGACCAGUCUUCUGUCAAGCAUUCUGGGUGGCGGAAGUCCUGCAACAUCCUCCGCUUCCAGCUCCUCUACAUCGUUGUCUGUAUCAUCCUCCGCUAGCACCACCUCUUCGUCCUCCUCGACCACCUCAGCGGCUUCUAGCGGUUCGCAGUCAAUCAUUCUUCUGACCGCUGCUACAGGUGCACCUUCAACGACAGCAUCGUCAGCGUCAGUGAGCUCAAGUGCUUCCUCCGCCAAUGUUGCCGCUGCUGCUAUCACCUCACCUCCGAGCUCCUCAGGUGGAUAUGGAUAUUGAAAAUGAGGGAAACUGGGUUUUCCCGCUAUUGCAAUGUUGAUUUAUGAAUUGUCCUCUACGAGCGCUAGUCGCAUCAUCAAUGUGUAUUGCUAGAUCCUGUUGUACCAGUCUUGUACAAAUAUUGUAAUUCCUGUUAAAUUGUCCUCUCC
Laccaria bicolor S238N-H82 is the source of this 1037-nucleotide messenger RNA. RefSeq lists its product as uncharacterized. The record is from RefSeq and is a predicted model, not a curated record. The transcript is spliced from 4 exons. NCBI's taxonomy places the organism in Eukaryota, Fungi, Basidiomycota, Agaricomycetes, Agaricales, Hydnangiaceae. The coding region runs from base 1 to 888 and encodes 295 amino acids.